UAGGCAUCCAGCUCCCAGAGUGAGGGGCCUAAAUAGCUUUUAAAAUCUGGGCCUUAGCUUUUCCAAGCAGGAGCUGCCUCUUGCUGGAUGUCUGUACAGCACCUGGCGCGAUGGGACCAGGAUCUCAUUUGGGACACGUGACUGGAGGAGGAGAGGAAUGAAAUACAGACUCACGGACAUAUUAACCCACCUGCUAGCUGGCACCUAUCAGCUGGCUGGAUUCCUAUGGGUGUCGCAACAGCCGGGACUGUGUGAAGGAGAGGAGGAAGCUAAUUCUGGGCAAACAAUGCAGCCAGCCCCAGGGUGUUCUUGUGUGGUUAACAUGGGGGGAUUGGUAAAUGAUUUGCUCAAGGAAGCUUCUGGAAGGGGUUGGUCCCAGGUUGUCUCCAUAAGGUAUUAAAAACCCGGACACGUCGGACUUCCCUCGGCAGGAGCUGAACCUUCAGAGGGUUCAAAGAGACCGCCUGAGAGGAUGUGGCUGUACCUGGCCGCCCUGCUGGGGCUGUACUUCCUGCGCCGAUGGUACCGGGAGCGGCAGAGUGUCGAGGGCCUCCCGGAUAAAUACGUCCUGAUCACCGGCUGCGACUCCGGCUUCGGGCACCUGCUGGCCAAGCAGCUGGACGCGCGGGGCCUGCGGGUGCUGGCGGCUUGCCUCACCCAGCAGGGCGCGGAGCAGCUGAAGAAGGCGACGUCGGAGCGGCUGCAAACGGUGAUCCUGGACGUCACCCGCACCGACAGCGUCACCGCGGCCAUCGCCUGGGUGAAGGAACAAGUCGGGAACAAAGGGCUCUGGGGCCUGUUGAAUAACGCGGGGAUCGCUAUCCCCGUGGCCCCCAACGAGUGGCUGACCAAGGACGACUUCGUCAAGGUGCUGGAUGUGAACCUGAUCGGCCUGAUUGAGGUGACCCUCAGCGUCCUGCCCCUGGUGAAGCGAGCCAGGGGCCGGGUCGUCAACGUGGCCAGCGUAAUGGGCCGAUUGUCCUCCUUCGGAGGGGGCUACUGCCUUUCUAAGUACGGCGUGGAGGCAUUCUCCGACAGCCUCCGGCGUGAGAUGCUGCCUUUCGGGGUGAAGGUGUGUGUGAUCGAGCCGGGCUACUUCCGCACCGCAAUUACCAACCCUCAGCUCAUUAACGAGAACUUCACUCGCCUCUGGGAGCGGCUCCCCAAGGAAACCAAAGCAAGUUACGGGGAGAAUUACCUGAAAACCUUUAUCAGCGCCACCCACAACAUGCAGAAAUCCUGCAGCUCCGAUCUGUCCAUCGUCACCAGCUGCAUGGAGCACGCGCUGACGGCCCGCCACCCCCGCACCCGCUACUCCGCCGGCUGGGACGCCAAGCUGGUCUUCCUCCCGCUGAGUUACCUGCCCACCUGGUUUGCCGACUUGGUGCUGACGUGGUCCUCCCCGGUCCCAGCCCAAAAAGCGUAGGAGGAAGAUGCAGCGUGAGACUCUCGGCAGGGGGCAGUGACCAGAGGAGCGUCACUGGUACAUGGGGUCCAGAUUCCCGACGGGGGUGAGACCCCUGUCUCGUGGCACCCAGCUGAGACUAUGCAAAUCAGUUCUUAAUUACAAAUGUUGAAUCAAAA
Messenger RNA from Caretta caretta (loggerhead turtle), 1584 nucleotides. Its product is annotated as retinol dehydrogenase 16. Gene Ontology annotation, molecular function: oxidoreductase activity. The record is from RefSeq and is a predicted model, not a curated record. Gene Ontology annotation, biological process: steroid metabolic process. Gene Ontology annotation, cellular component: intracellular membrane-bounded organelle. Lineage: Eukaryota; Metazoa; Chordata; Testudines; Cheloniidae.